Messenger RNA from Alternaria ethzedia, 891 nucleotides. RefSeq lists its product as uncharacterized. Bases 1 to 891 code for a protein of 296 amino acids. The record is from RefSeq and is a predicted model, not a curated record. The transcript has 3 exons. NCBI's taxonomy places the organism in Eukaryota, Fungi, Ascomycota, Dothideomycetes, Pleosporales, Pleosporaceae.
AUGUCUCGAAGCGAAGUCUUUCGAGCCCGUAUGGGCCUGAACACAACGAUCCACGAUAGCCUUAACCCUUACGGCUCUCUUGAACAGGGCCGAGGAACGACUGGGCUGUCGUUCCCACUGGAGGAUACAGCGGACGAUUGGCACCUGGUCAACCUAUGGGGUUGCACAUCCGUCGUGGUCAUCUCCCGCAAACGCAUGUUUCUUACCCACAUCUGGGAAAAACCUUCCAUGGAACAGCCACAGCUUUUCCAAAGUGAGGUAUUGGAUGUUCUCCGAAAUGGUAGUCUGGAGUUUUCCCACCCCCUUACAGUUUUCACUGUGCCCGGCGAAGGCUUCGAAAACAUUGCAGAAAACAAAGUACGUGCGUUCAUCAUUACGCCGUAUAGAGAUUUUGCUAUCAACCCGGCCAGUGACGACAUUAACUAUCCAUACGAAGUAGACAAGAUCAAAGAUCUGUUAAACAACAUCCUUGGACGGAAUGACGCACUAAUCAUACCCUACUCUCCGGCUGAGGAAAAUAAUCGGGAUGAUCUGACCCCGAAAGGCAAGCUUUACAUUCAAUAUGACCCCGUGACAGCCGCUCUCGUGCGAGCAGAAGGCGGAUGCAAUCCGCAGCAAGUUGCGGCGAUAGAGCUUUGGUUUGAGGAUGCUCCGACCUACCGUUACAGAGACACAUGGCAGCCAUUCCCAGAUCAGGUCGUUCAGGCAAAGAAACGCUUCGACCUUACCUACUCCGUCCACCUUGCAGACAACGGUCAGGCCGUCAUUGAGCGACUCAACCGGCGAAAGCUCAAGCCCACCGCCCUCGUCGAUAGCCACAUCAUCACCAACUUCAAAGUCUUCUUUGGCGACGGAUACUCCGUUUCUUACGUGGACACCGGCACAGCCUAG